GUAUCAGUAGUGAAAUUACACAAUAAUGAAUAUUGCUUUUGUUCUUUCAUUCUUGAUAAUUUCAUCAUUUUUGGUACAAAAUAUAUGUUCAGAACAAGCAUAUAGGCUUAUGCAUGAAAAAGCUGAGCUUGUGUUUUAUCAGAAAGAUGCAGUGGAAGAAGACAUUAAGUUAAUUGUGAAAAAAAUCAACACUACACAAAUAUCUGUUACUUUCAGUAUUAAAAUGGCAAUUGAUAUUGUAGAUAGGAAAAUUAUGUCCAAAGUGAGCGUUGAUAGGUUGCAUGGAAUGGAAUACAAACACAGUGGCACAUCUCUAACUAGUAACUUAUGUGAGAACUGGCAGAAAAAUGCAUUUGGAAUGAAAGAUAUGAUUUCGAAAUAUGGAAAUCUUGAUGUAUGCACAUUGAAAAAGGGGGUCACUUAUUAUGUCAAUGAUUUCAUUGCUGAUUCUUCGAAUUUUCCGACAUUUCUCCCUUAUGGAAGCUACAAGAUUGUAAUAGAUAUUUAUUACCAAAAUACAACAAUCACAUAUCCUUUAUUUCUUAUACACUGGUAUGCUAAGGUUGAAAAACUUAUGAAAUUUUGAAUUCAAUAAAUUUUAAAGGAAAUUAUAAUUAAACCAAUGAAGUUAUAAAUAACUGUAUCUUAAUCUUGAAAUAAACGAUUCAUC
This is a messenger RNA of Harmonia axyridis, 670 nucleotides long. RefSeq lists its product as uncharacterized. Lineage: Eukaryota; Metazoa; Arthropoda; Insecta; Coleoptera; Coccinellidae. The coding region runs from base 26 to 586 and encodes 186 amino acids. The record is from RefSeq and is a predicted model, not a curated record. The transcript has 4 exons.